Messenger RNA from Dimorphilus gyrociliatus, 1374 nucleotides. The record is from the annotation of a GenBank genome assembly. NCBI's taxonomy places the organism in Eukaryota, Metazoa, Annelida, Polychaeta, Dinophilidae.
AUCAACUUCCUGUUGUGUUCUCUAUGUGACAUGUCCCAAGUUUAUGAUUAAGGUUUUGCUGUGAGUAUAGUUGAUCAUCCAAAUAAUCUCAAUUAAUUUAAUAUUUAUUUUUUAUCUAUGAUUUAUGAUUGAAUUUCCCAGUGUAGCUUUUACCUCAUCCGAAUGCCGGUAUAAAAUUUUGCUUUGACCACUAAUAUAAACUUUAUUUUUAAAUCUGCAUGUUUAUGGUUAAUAAAAAUAAUUAUUGGCUUGCUCGAAAUAAUAUAUAAGUUAUUUAUAAGCAAAUUUUACAUUGUUCUAUAUUUAUAGGAGAUAAGACAAACAAUUAAGAAUUUCACCACUUCAAUGCCAUCAAUAUCACAAUCAACAGACUUUUAUAUAGGGCUAUCCCUAGCAAUAUUAUCCUCAGCAUUUAUAGGAAGUUCUUUCAUAUUGAAAAAAAAAGGUCUACUCAAAUUAGCCGCACAAAGUCAAUCCGUUCGGGCAGGUCAAGGAGGAUUCGGCUAUUUGAGAGAAUGGCUUUGGUGGGUUGGAAUGAUAUUGAUGGCUGUUGGGGAAAUUUGCAAUUUUACUGCUUACGCCUUCGCUCCUGCAACUUUAGUGACUCCUUUGGGAGCUUUAAGCGUUUUAGUUAGCGCUGUCUUAGCCUCGUAUUUGUUAAGUGAAUAUUUAAAUUUAUUGGGAAAAAUUGGAUGCGUAGUUUGUUUACUCGGAUCAACCGUGAUAGUUCUUCACGCUCCCAAAGAAGGUGAAAUUAAAGAUAUGAACGAAAUGGCUAAUAGAUUAAAGGAUGCUGGAUUCAUUAUUUAUAUAGUUAUCAUCACUCUCGCAAACCUUUGGCUAAUAUUUUUCGUCGGACCAAGAUUUGGUCAGACAAAUGCUAUGGUAUAUGUCUUAAUUACCGGAUCUAUUGGUUCUUUAUCUGUUAUGGCAUGUAAAGGCUUGGGAGUGGCUUUGAAGUCUACAUUUAAUGGCCAUAAUGAACUAACGAAUCGUUAUACUUGGAUAAUUUUAAUUGCUGUCAUAUUCUGCAUAUCCAUUCAAAUGAACUAUCUUAAUAAAGCGCUGGACAUUUUUAACACAUCAGUCGUUACACCUAUGCUCUAUGUUGUAUUUACAACGUUUGUUAUUAUAGCCUCUGCUAUAUUGUUUAAAGAAUGGAAUUUUAUGACUGUCAUGGAUAUCGUUGGGGUGAUUUGCGGAUUUGGUUGUGUGAUAAGUGGAAUCUUCCUACUUCAGGCCUUUAAAGAUUUAAAUCUUUCUAAAUUUCAGUUAGUAAAACAAUUGGAACCAAAAUCUAGUCAACAAGUAGAUGACGAGUUACGAUCAUCCCUUCUUGAAGAGACUAGAGGUAGACACUCUCAAAAUUGUUAA